AUGCAUCCUUUAAAUGAGGUGUUUAAAAGCCAAGCGGUCCUUGAGGACUACAAGCAGUCGAACUUCACCAAAGGACAUCUCGCACCUUGUAGCCACAUGAAUACAGAAGAAGACAAAGAAGCCACCUUUACUUUGACAAACAUUGUUCCCCAGGUGGACAAAUCAAAUUCAGGCCCUUGGGAAAAAUGGGAGGAAAAAGUUAAGAAGAAAAUAAAGCCACACUGCAGAGGUGAAAUGUACGUUAUAACUGGUGUCAUGCCUUACGAGUCCAACACAAGCUUGAUCAAUGACAGAGUGGCUGUUCCUGAGUACAUUUGGUCUGCUUACUGCUGCCCCACCUAUAAAAUACCCAAUGGCCUUAAAGAUAAGGGCAGUAUAAAUAUGCAACAGUUCUUCCCUACAUAUGGUGCAGUCGGAAGAAAUGAUCCCAACAGCAAUGAAAAGAUUGUGAAUAAGACAGAUACAUCUCAGGGUUAUGAUGUAAGGGAGAUGCCAUUGGUAGAGUUGGAGAAUAUCCUGAAAGAGAGGAUGAACAAGGAGGAAGAAGUGAGACUGUUUAAAGACAGCUGCAAGAAAGAUAAAACCGAAAUAUAA
Cyprinodon variegatus (sheepshead minnow) is the source of this 594-nucleotide messenger RNA. Its product is annotated as endonuclease domain-containing 1 protein-like. Lineage: Eukaryota; Metazoa; Chordata; Actinopteri; Cyprinodontiformes; Cyprinodontidae. The transcript has a single exon. The coding region runs from base 1 to 594 and encodes 197 amino acids. Gene Ontology annotation, molecular function: nucleic acid binding; hydrolase activity; metal ion binding. The record is from RefSeq and is a predicted model, not a curated record.